GAAUCGUUAAUAAAUUGGAUAAUAUUUAACGUGAUUGUCGAUUAGUUUAAUCGCUAAUUCCUUUUUAACCGUAAUAAUCAUUUAAUCAAUCGAAUUAGAUAUUUUCGUUUAUUAAUUCUCAACUUUGCGAGAAUUAUACGAUAUUGCAAGAUUCAUGAGAAUUGACUCUGAAACAUGUCGCUGACGCACUCUACCAGUUAAAGAGAGAACUAUUGCUGCGUGAAAAUAUUGGAAGUGUAUAUUGCCAAUUCGCCUAAUCGAGCAUUGUUUUCUUGACAGGCGAAUUAAUUUGUAUGGUAGACGACAUUGAUUGUUACGAAAUUAUUACGAAUGUUAUAAUAUGGAUUGUUUAGCAAUGAAUUCGCAGGAAGACUUACUAUUAAAAGAUCAGGUUAAUUCAAGAAUAACGAGAGAUAACAGAAAACGAGGACGUAACGCAGAGGACGAGUCUAGCGAAUUUAUGCCAUUAAGCAAAAGAAUCAAUAAUCUCCAUAUUAAUAACUUGUCAGGCAUGCAAGUGAAUAUGACAGAAAAUAUGGAUGCGGAUUGGAGCAACAAAAGUUUUUUACCUUCACCAAACUACUCGGAUCUCUCCCAAGGAUCGCCGCUGUACGACGGAUGUAGUUCGAGCCAAAGCAGCUACACAGCCGAAUAUAAACCGGGCCUCGACGCGUUUGAAAAUCCCUUUUAUUAUGAAAACUACUGUAGACUCCCAAUUAAACAGUUUCUGUGGGAGCAAACUCAAGGCUGGAUAAAUCGGUUAAAUCAAAUGCGUGCGCAAAGUAUCGUUUAUUGAUUGUACAGUAGGAUACAAAGUAUGCAUUGUACAUAAAUAUUUAUUGAAUGUCUCGUCUCGGACAAAAGAUCAUACAAAGUGAAACUGAAAUCUUUAUAAAAGACGCAGAGUAAGAGCAAAAUCUUUAUAAGUGAUCGAUCUGUGAACGAAAACCUUUAAAUAUCCGAAAGAUGAAACAGAGAAACUGGAUAAGUGGGAGUCUACUAUAUAUAAUUAUUAAUCAUGAAGCAUUUUUUGCAUGUCAUUUCUUCAUUCCUUUUCAAUAUAUUUUUGUCACAACUAAAUUGUUUAGACUUGCGAAAGGUGUAUCAUUUAGGAAAUCUUUUAGUCUUAUCGGAAAUGAAAUUAUUUAUUACGACGUAAAUUAUUGAAAUUAAUUAAGCGAAACACAAAUUAAAGAAAUGUGAAUCCGCCACGUAUAUUGAUUCGUCGACAAGGGUUUAAUUAAAUUUUAAUGUUAAAUGUCCAAAGCAUUAAUAAUGUAUAUUCCUUGUGAACAUUUAGAUAAUACGUCUAGCACAUGCUUGCUCUAAAUUCGUUAUAAAAUAUUGGUCGACCUCAGGUUACCCCCUGACUUUUCCUUGUCGACCAGAAACAUAUAGAUGAAAAUUGUAAGUACGAUUAAUGAAUUUAUUAUUAGUAAAACGCGUUAAUAAUUGACCAUCUAUCCUUACUUUAAUAUAUAACAAUAGAUAAAUAUUACAUUAAAUUGCUAUUCCUAACAGACCUGUUGUUAUUUGCCUUUUCGAUACAACAUAAUGUACAAUGUCGCGAAACUGUUUUAAAAUUGUAAAAAUUGGCAGCAAUUUAUACAUUUGUUACAACAGAGACAGCAAAAUAAAAAAAGGAAAACAUUUAAUUUA
Molecule: messenger RNA, 1659 nt
Organism: Megalopta genalis
Lineage: Eukaryota; Metazoa; Arthropoda; Insecta; Hymenoptera; Halictidae
Source: RefSeq, a predicted model, not a curated record